AUGUACGACCAAGAACGAUACAAUUGCACCGCCGGCCUUCCUAGACCCGCAUCGGACCGCCUCCGGUAUUCUUCGGCACCGGCGAACCCCACAUGUUCUCCGCACAUCAAAUUAGUCAUCCCUGAAAACUUUGCAGGCGCUCCCAUACCUUGCAGCAGGGCACUUUUGCACAGAAAUAGCUUCAAAACUGGCGCCAUGGAUCCAGAGGCAUCUUCUUCGGCUCCUGCUGCACCUGUGCUGCCGCCAAACGUCACAAUCUUCUCCCCAUCCAAACCCAGCACAGCAAAAGCCAUCCUCAACGGCAGCAUCUUUACACGGCUCACAGCCAAUGCCCAGACCGAACCAUCAAAACUAGAGGCUACUCUCAGAGACGUCACUCGACCCGAGGUCAGCGACACCUUCUGCUUCAGCCACCGCAAUGUGGUCUUGAUUUUUGACGGCGAGAAGGACGGAGACGAUGCUACGGAUCAGCACCACGAGCACUUCCGACUCGUCUGCUUGGCGCUUAAGGACGCUGACAUCAGCCUCGAUGUUGCCGGUUGCAUUUUUGAUGCCCCGGAGGUCUUGCAGGCUGGCUUCCAGUUAGACACGCUUAGCUCGGGUUCUGUUCUGGUCAUUGACUUGAUGGGCGGGGAUGACGAUGAUGAUGAGUCGGACGAGGAUGAUGAGGCAGCCGCUGAAAGUCACUGGAUUGCGGAAGACGAGCUUCAUGAUUCGGGAGCUGCCAGGAUGACACUGAGAAGAGCAUUGGGUCUAGCUGCUAGCGGAAUCACGAAAGCAGGAGCACGCGAAUUUCAAAAGGAAAGUGUUAUUAUCAAGCUUGGCUUCCGGGAGCAACGCCGAAAGUACGGCCCUUGUGCCGAUAGCACCAAGAGGCACCAGAAGCAGGCAUCAUCAAAUCAAGCAUCCCGGGCACACAGCGAAACUGGCAAGCCCCAACGAAAAUGGGAGGUCUUGGGAGGAGUUGGGAACGGCAUAGACAGCCUUUCUGAUGCAGCCUUGAGCGUUAGACCCAUAGAGAUGAAUGGGCCCAAGUUGGAGUCUUUUCAGCGCGUCUAUGAGCGGAUGGACUUUGCUAGGUAA
Messenger RNA from Colletotrichum lupini, 1083 nucleotides. RefSeq lists its product as uncharacterized. NCBI's taxonomy places the organism in Eukaryota, Fungi, Ascomycota, Sordariomycetes, Glomerellales, Glomerellaceae. The record is from RefSeq and is a predicted model, not a curated record. The transcript has 3 exons. Bases 1 to 1083 code for a protein of 360 amino acids.